Molecule: messenger RNA, 1484 nt
Organism: Drosophila grimshawi
Lineage: Eukaryota; Metazoa; Arthropoda; Insecta; Diptera; Drosophilidae
Exons: 4
Coding region: 427-1278 (283 amino acids)
Source: RefSeq, a predicted model, not a curated record
GCCAACGAAAUCGUUCGCUGAUUUUUAAAGUUUGCAGAAGCAUUUUUUGGUGUCUUUGGCAAUUGGCUAGCUAGCUAGAGUAUAGUGUAGGAGUGUGUGUGUGCUUUUCUGUCGGUGUUCGCGAUUGCAGCAACAAUUGCAGUUAACCGAAAGAAAACAACAGCCACAAGAAACUGUAAAAAUUCGUGUAGAAAUAAGAGUGAAGCCGGUUUUAAAAUUACGCAAAAAAAAAAGCAAGCGAAAAUUGCACACAUUGUUUGUUUGUAUGUGUAUGUGAGUGAGUGUGUGUGUGUUUGUGUUGAAUCAAGCCACAAAAUCGUCAAAGCACUACAACAAUUCAAUUAAAACAAGUUUACAUUGCCAAUUGUGAAAAGAGCGUUGUCCAAAUUGACAAAAACAACAACUGCAUAAAUCAACAAAAUCGAUAUGCAAGCGUUGUACAUUUUGCUAACCAUCGCGGCUGUGGCACUCGGAAGUGUCGCGUCCGCCAUACUGCCAACAUCCGCUCCAGAUGAACUUAGUACCGACCCCCAGCAGACCGCCUUCUCAUCAGACUCCCAAUUCGAUUCAGUUACUGCACCACAAACGUCUGGCGAUGACCUCGGCAGUUGCAGCCUCAGCUCGUCGGAUCUGGAUGAAUGCAUACGUGGACUAUUCCAAUCGAUUGUGCCGAGACUGAAGAAUCGGGGCCUGUCAGAGUUGAACAUGGGCUCCGUUGAUCCGUACUUCUACAAACGAGGCAUAUUUCGUUACACGAACGAUGGCAUACAGGGUGGCCUGCUCAUCAAGAACAUGGAAAUUGAUGGCAUCAGCAGUUUGAAAGUCAACAGCGUGUCAUCCAAUUUCACGGACAGCGGGUUUGUCAUCAAAUUGGGCGUGGAGUUGCCACAGCUGAAGGCUGGCGGCUACUUUAAGGCGGAUGUCAAGUUCGGCGGUCUGCGUCUCGUGCCCAAGGGGCCAUUCAACAUCACGAUUGACAAUGUUAAGGCCACCGUUCUGACCGAUGGUCAUAUUGAGAAGCAUUCCAGCGGCAAGCACACUUUGAGCUUACAUCGACUGAAUGCGAAUGUCAACGUUGGCAACGCUCGAGUCUUGGCCAAUGGCAUCUUCUCGGAUCGCAACCUGAAUGCUAUGAUCUUGAAUCUGGUCAAUGAGAACUUGCCGGAGAUUACGCGUGUCGGAAUUCCCGCCACCCGUGAGCAAUGGGCCCCCAUUUUGGUUGCACAUAUCAAUGAGUUCUUCGCUCCGGUUCCUAUAGAGAAAUUGUUGGUUCAGUGAAGUGAUCGAUGCUCUAAAUGAUCGUAUUUUAUAGCUAGUUAGUUCUUAGUUAUUAUUUACAAAAUAUCAAUAAUUUUUAAUGCUGCCUCCAAAUAAUUACUCAGCUUAUUGAAUUGUCAGCGAUUUAACGACAAGAAUUGUUUCUUGAACAGCACAAAAUGUAUAUUUAUUAUGUCAUUUAAGCAACAAAAAAAAAACAUCUUACA